This is a messenger RNA of Ceutorhynchus assimilis (cabbage seed weevil), 2060 nucleotides long. Lineage: Eukaryota; Metazoa; Arthropoda; Insecta; Coleoptera; Curculionidae. The record is from the annotation of a GenBank genome assembly.
GAAGUGAGUCAAUUCAAUAAAAUCACAGACUAGACAACAAGGAUUAAAGAAUCAUUACCUUGAAUAGAUAAUUAUGUGAUAACAUCUUUAAAUUCCAUAUACAGGGUGACCAAUUAUGCACAAUAUCACCUUGGAAGAUGCUUCUACAUAAUGUACAAAAAGCCUUGAAAAGAUUAAAUCACUCAAACAACUUAAAAACUCAAUUGGGGAAAAGAGUGAUAAGAAUAUAGGUAACAUUUAUUAAUAUACUAAUAUCAAAUCAGAUUAGCGAUAAUUCUAAAGAGAUACAUAAUAAGUAAUUGACAAAUGAUUUUUCUUACACUUAAAAAAUCUCUGACGUAAAACUCGAGCACCUCAUCUGAUCCUUAUAUAAAAGUACCAAAGUCAAAUCGCAAUGAAAAUCCUGAUUGCCUUAAUGGCGGCAGUGGCUUUAAGCCAGGCCGAAAAACUCCGGUACGACAACCACACGUUGUACCGCAUAGUACCGAGAACCGCUAAAAUGUUUGAGGCCCUCAAAACCAUGGAAGAACAAGCGUUCGCUUCGGGCUACACUUUUUUCAGUGAAGUUGGCAGCGUGAACGUCCCUGUAGACAUUUUGGUACCACCCAAACAAGCCGAAGAAUUCAAAAGGGUUACCGAACACCCCGACAUUGAAAGUACGCUACUCAACGAAAACAUCCAAGAGGCUAUUGACAAUGAAGGUUUCAGACCAGAAUCUAGAGCUGGCGGUUUUGGUUGGACCAACUACCAUACUUUGGAUGAAAUCAAUGAUUGGUUGAAGGAUUUGGCUUUUAAUUAUGACGAUAAAGUGCAACUUUUGGUUGGAGGUACUACUAGUCAAGGACGUGACAUUUUAGGUGUUAAGAUUCAUAUUCCAUCUAAUGAACCUAAAAAAGCUGUUUUUAUUGAGGCAAACAUUCAUGCAAGAGAAUGGGUUACAUCUGCUACUGCUACAUACAUAUUAAAUGAGCUUCUUGUAAGUCAAGACUGGGAAGUUCGUCAACUGGUUGAAUUGUACGAUUGGUACAUUUUCCCUGUAACCAAUCCUGAUGGUUUUGUACAUUCUCACAACAGUAACCGUAUGUGGAGGAAAACUCGUACCAGGUACUCGACUCUUUGCUUUGGAGCUGAUCCCAACCGUAAUUGGCCUUACCAAUGGAUGCAAGGCGGUGCCUCCAAUCAACCUUGUUCUGAUACCUACGCCGGACCAAAUGCUCUUUCUGAAGCUUGUACCGAUAGUUUGUCUCAGUUUAUCGAUUCCAUCGGCGAUGAUCUUAUCGCUUACAUAAGUUUUCACUCUUAUUCUCAAAUGUUGUUGUUGCCUUACGGACAUACAACUUCUCAUUUAAGCAACUACAAAGAAAUGUAUGACAUUGGUGUCCAAGCUGUUAGAGAGUUGGAAGCCAAAUACGGUACUCGUUAUGUUGUUGGAAACAUUGCUGAAACCAUCUAUGUUGCUACCGGUGGCAGUAUGGAUUGGGUGAAACACAAAUUUGGAACUCCAAUCGCCUAUACUUACGAGCUACGUGAUACUGGAACUAAUGGAUUCUUGUUGCCCGCCAAUCAGAUCAUUCCUACAGCUGAUGAGACUUUGAUUUCAAUAAAGUCUAUUUUCAGACAGUACAGAGAAAGACAUUCUGACCCAUAAGAUGUUUUUUACCAGGUUAUUGUGUAAUAAAGAGUUGCAAAUCAUUAAAGACUUUAAUUUACAUAUAAAUUCAAUUUAUUUAAGAAUCAGACUUUUGAUGGUAUAGGUUGUCCGAUAGGUCUCUUUUCCAACCAAGCCUUAAUUUCCGGCAACCCGUUGAUUUUAUUGACGAAAGCGUUUAGAGCCGGAAACGGUUUCAGAGAUCCCGGAAAUCUUUCUUCUAAAGCCGUAAGAUUUUCCCCUAAAAAUAAAUCGCCCCACGUCACUUCCGACCCGACCAAAAAUCCUGCCGGAUUGGAGGCGGCGAUUUUUUCGAAUUUUUCCAAGUAGAAAGGCAAAUGCUUUUCCAACAGUUCUUUUUUCAGUUCCAGCUUUUUCUCUUCGGAUUGAGCGUAAAAAAUUGGAGUCACAU